This is a messenger RNA of Boeremia exigua, 786 nucleotides long. RefSeq lists its product as uncharacterized. The coding region runs from base 91 to 768 and encodes 225 amino acids. NCBI's taxonomy places the organism in Eukaryota, Fungi, Ascomycota, Dothideomycetes, Pleosporales, Didymellaceae. The transcript has a single exon. The record is from RefSeq and is a predicted model, not a curated record.
GCAGACGCUGAAUAUUACCUGCUUUGGUCUGACGCAAUGUAGGAAUCGAAUUCCAAGGAGAUCAUUCUGCACGGCGACGACCCAAUCGCUAUGCACCUGGUGCUCCAAGCACUGUACCUACCAGGGAACAAAUAUAGUCUAUCCGAGCCCUGGGUUGACGUCGACGCCGCCAAACUUGCACAGGUGACGCCCAGCAAGCGAGUCGUAUUCUCCGUCGCUGUUUGGCAGGUGGCGGACAAGUACGACUGUCCCGGAGUCAAGAACUGGGCGCAUCUCUACGCUAUUGCAUUCCUGAACAAUAUGCUUGUUUGGGCGCUAAAGAAUCCUCAGCAUCCACAUCUUCUUUCGUUCGUCGGCCUGCAGGACAUCAUCCAGUCUGUGUAUGAUGCUACGGGUCACAUGUCAGCAGACGCAGAGCCUUUGCGCGGCAAGACCGUAAACACCAUCAUAUCCCAUCCUGCAACAAAUUCAUUCGGAGAACAGAGCCCUUUGCGCAUGGAGGUAUGGCGUAUUGCACAGGUAGUACCACAGUUUGGCGCAGACAUGUUUGUUGCCACGAUGCGCAUACCGAGCACUCUUCCUUGUGUAUCAAAGCUUCAGAUCAUGGAGAGGAUAGUCUGUUCUAGAUGCAACGCGCAGGUAUGGAGUCCAAUGAAUGCUCCGAGGGGUCGUUGCGCUGCGUGUAAUGUGGAGAAUGGAUGGCGGAACGUUACGGUGCAAAGGCCUCCUCUACAAUCUCUAGAUCCGUCAGCUUCUUCAGCCCCAUGACGAGUUGGUACGAAGGGC